GUGUGACUCCAGGAAUAUCAAGGCACUCAGGGCGUGAACGUUUGAGAAGAAGAACUCAGCUGAGGAAAUUCAGUAACCUUUUGACUUUUUUUUUUAGAUUUUGUGCAAACUCUCCUACACCACCAGCACCAAUCAUGAGCAAGAGCACGAACAGUAAAAUGAGUGAAAAGGAGAAAUGUGAAGCUCAGGAGAAAGUGUCAGAAAAGAGAGCUCCUCUUACAGAAGCAGCUCCUGGUGCUCCAGCAGGUGUGUUUCAGGCACCGGGGAAUCUUUACUCGGCCAUUCUGAGCCGCAACGAAGCCGUCAAAGAUGCCAAGAGACUGAAGGAGUUCCUGGAGCUCAGGGACAAAUACGUGCGCAAGAAGGUGCUGUUUAAAGAUCCUCUGUUCCCUGCGGACGACUCAUCUCUUUACUACAGUCAGAAGUUCCCUCUGAAUCUGGUGUGGAAGCGUCCCUCGGAAAUUUGUGACAAUCCACAGUUCAUUAUUGGAGGGGCAAACAGGACGGAUAUUUGCCAGGGAGACUUGGGCGAUUGCUGGCUCCUGGCUGCCAUUGCCUGUCUGACUCUGAAUGAAACCCUACGAUACAGAGUCGUUCCACCAGACCAGAGCUUCACUGAGAACUAUGCAGGCAUUUUCCAUUUCCAGUUCUGGCGCUAUGGUGAGUGGGUAGAUGUCCUUGUGGAUGAUCGACUUCCCACACACAAAAACCGUUUGGUGUUUACUCGGUCGACACAUAACAAUGAGUUCUGGAGCGCGCUUCUGGAGAAAGCUUAUGCCAAGCUGCAUGGCUCCUAUGAAGCUCUGAGAGGUGGUAACACAUUGGAGGCCAUGGAAGACUUCACCGGAGGUGUAACAGAAUACUAUGAGAUUACAGACGCACCCAAAGAAAUAUACAACAUCAUGAGAAAGGCUUUGGAAAGAGGUUCACUUAUGGGUUGCUCCAUAGAUGCUUUGGUACCGACUGCUAGUGAAACCAAAACUUCUACAGGUCUAAUGAGAGGCCAUGCUUACUCAGUUACUGGUGUUGAGCAGGGUAAACAGCAGGACGGCAGGGACACUCGUAUCCGUCUGGUCCGUGUCCGUGACCCGUGGGGAGUUGCUCCUCCACCAUCUUGCAAGUCUAAUGACUGGACAAAGCUUGUGACUUCUGAGCAAGAAAAACAGAAACUCCAGCCUGUUGGGCCAGGGGAGUUUUGGAUGUAUUUUGAAGAGUUCCAGAAAACCUUCACCAAGCUUGAGAUCUGUAAUCUGACCCCUGACGCACUGCAGGAUGACGAAUUGCUCAAAUGGACCGUAUCAGUGAACGAGGGCCGUUGGGUGAGAGGCUGCUCCGCUGGAGGCUGUAGGAAUUACCCAGACACCUUCUGGACAAACCCUCAGUAUCGGCUGCGUCUCACCGAGGAGGACGAUGAUGAACCGGAGUACGGGGAAAAGGGCUGCACCGUGGUGGUGGCGCUCAUGCAGAAGGGCAGGAGGAGAGAGAGCUACGCAGGAGCCACGCUGCACGCCAUUGGCUUCGCCAUCUACGAGGUUCCGAAGGAGAUGCACGGUAACAAGCAGCACCUUCCCAAAGACUUCUUCCUGUACAACGCUUCCAAAGCUCGCUGCAAAUCCUACAUCAACCUGCGGGAGGUGACGGAGCGUUUCUGUCUGAGCCCCGGAGAGUACGUCAUCGUCCCGUCCACCUUCGAACCUCACAAAGAGUCUGACUUCCUUCUGAGAGUUUUCUCUGAGAAGAAGAGCACAUCAGAGUUGAUGGGAGCAGUGAUCGAGGCUGAGCCGUAUUUGUUGGAAAAUGGCAAGAAGAAAAUUAAGCUCUUUCAGGAGGAAGAAGAGAGUGAGGAGGAGAAAGAGUUCAGAGCCAUUUUUCAGCAGAUUUCUGGAGAUGAUAUGCAGAUCAAUGCCAAAGAGCUGACGAUUGUCCUCAACAAAGCAGUGAGCAAACACAAACAGCUGAAAUCAGGAGGUUUCAGUCUGGAUAGCUGCAGAAGCAUGAUAGCGCUCAUGGAUACUGACGGAACAGGACGAUUAAACCUGCAAGAGUUCAAGCACUUGUGGAACAAGAUCAAUCAGUGGAAGACAAUCUUCACGCGCUAUGACACGGACAAAUCCGGCACCAUCAGCAGCUUUGAGAUGAGAAAUGCUGUUACCGAUGCAGGUUUUCAGCUCAACCCCCAGAUUCAUGAGAUCAUCGCAAUGCGAUACGCCAGCGAGCACUUGUAUUUGGAUUUCGACAGCUACAUUUGCAGUUUAGUGCGACUCGAGGGAAUGUUCAGAGCUUUCAAAGCCUUCGACAAGGAUGGAGAUGGUCUCAUCAAGCUCAAUGUCCUAGAGUGGCUUCAACUGACCAUGUACGCGUAGUGAGCAGAACAACUUCAUCACCUGGAUAAAACAUGAGAAUGUGGAUAUUUCCAUCUUCCACACACGUACAAGGACUGCGGAGCAAACACUAAUAAUCUAACACAACUUUUAUAGCAGAUGUUGCAAAUUCCCUGAAAAACAACGCUGAAAAAACGACAAACUUGUUUUUUUUUUUUUUUUUGCCAACAAGACUGUGAUGCAUUCUGUUUCAGUAAUGUGCUGCUUCAAUUUAUAACACACUUUGUGCGGUUAUAUUUUUCCCUCUUUUCAUUUCCAAUGAUUUAAUUAAUGAACGUGACUGCAAUAAAGGAUUUGUUAAUCUGA
Molecule: messenger RNA, 2687 nt
Organism: Pangasianodon hypophthalmus (striped catfish)
Lineage: Eukaryota; Metazoa; Chordata; Actinopteri; Siluriformes; Pangasiidae
Gene: capn3b
Product: calpain 3b
Exons: 21
Coding region: 135-2363 (742 amino acids)
Biological process (GO): proteolysis; negative regulation of apoptotic process
Cellular component (GO): cytoplasm
Molecular function (GO): calcium-dependent cysteine-type endopeptidase activity; calcium ion binding
Source: RefSeq, a predicted model, not a curated record